This is a messenger RNA of Mycetomoellerius zeteki, 4258 nucleotides long. RefSeq names its product 5-oxoprolinase. Gene Ontology annotation, cellular component: cytosol. Gene Ontology annotation, biological process: glutathione metabolic process. The coding region runs from base 179 to 4126 and encodes 1315 amino acids. Gene Ontology annotation, molecular function: 5-oxoprolinase (ATP-hydrolyzing) activity. Lineage: Eukaryota; Metazoa; Arthropoda; Insecta; Hymenoptera; Formicidae. The record is from RefSeq and is a predicted model, not a curated record. The transcript is spliced from 23 exons.
AUGAAAAAGACUUCCAAAAUGUUUUAUCAGAUAAUUAAAUCUUCUUUUAUGUGAGCGACGUUAACUAGUUUCUUAUCAGAAGUAUUGUGCUUAACUUGUGCAUCAACAGUGUGCAUAUAUACUUGUUUUCAUAGAGAGCGAAGGGUUUAUCUACGGGUUUAUAAACUAGGUUUCAUCCAUGGAGAUAUCAAUGGAAAACGAUAAAUUCCAAUUCUCCAUAGAUCGUGGUGGCACAUUUACUGAUAUAUACGCUAGAUGUCCUGGGGGUAAAAUUCGAGUUAUGAAAUUACUAUCCGUAGAUCCUAGUAAUUAUAACGACGCGCCGACAGAAGGCAUUCGUAGGAUACUAGCUGAGGAAGGUAGCAUUAAAACGGAUGGAGCAAUCGAUACCUCUAAUAUAGAAUGGAUCAGAAUGGGAACGACAGUUGCCACUAAUGCGUUAUUGGAAAGAAAAGGCGCGAAAAUGGCGCUAUUAAUAAAUGAGGGUUUCAUGGAUCUUCUAUACAUCGGCAAUCAGUCCCGGCCAAAUAUUUUCGAUUUGGAGAUAGUGAUGCCGGAGGUUUUGUAUAAACAUGUAAUAGGAGUAAAAUGUAGAGUAAUUCCCGCUCUGCCGGGAAGUUGUCGUAUGGAGAAUCAGUCAUGGCGAAAGGUAAAAGGUUCUACCGGCGAAGAUCUGUACGUUAUUCAAGAACUUGAUGAGGUACAAUUGAAGGAAGAUUUGAAAACACUUCGUAAUCUAGGAAUAGAUAGUCUUGCUGUCGUUCUGGCACAUAGCUAUACUUAUGCAGCUCACGAGAUUAGAAUUGGCGAAUUAGCGCGAGAAGCAGAUUUCUCACAGAUAUCUCUUUCACACGAGGUGAUGCCGAUGACGAGAAUGGUUCCCAGAGGCUUUACUGCAUGUGCAGAUGCUUACUUGACGCCACACAUUAAAAACUACGUACAGGCUUUUUCUUCAGGGUUCAAAGACAACUUGAAAGGUGUCAAUGUAUUGUUUAUGCAGAGCGACGGUGGAUUAACACCUAUGAAUUCUUUUAAUGGGUCACGUGCUAUACUUUCUGGACCAGCUGGUGGCGUUGUUGGAUAUGCAAUGACAACUUAUGGAAAGGAGACUGAUCUACCAGUGAUCGGAUUCGACAUGGGCGGUACAUCUACUGAUGUAAGUCGAUACGGAGGAAGUUACGAGCACGUUUAUGAGAGCACCACGGCAGGCAUUACUAUACAAGCUCCGCAGUUGGAUGUCAAUACAGUUGCGGCAGGAGGUGGAUCAAUGCUUUUCUUCAGAUCAGGUCUCUUUGUGGUUGGGCCUGAGAGUGCGGGAGCUCAUCCUGGACCCGCGUGUUACAAAAAGGGUGGUCCACUAACUGUAACGGAUGCCAAUCUCGCGUUGGGUCGUCUGUUGCCUGAAUACUUUCCUCAAAUUUUUGGGCCUAAGGAAAACGAACCGCUUGAUGUGUCUCGUACAUUAAGUUUGUUCACAACACUUACCUAUGAGAUCAAUGAAUUUUUAAAAAAUGAUGAAGCUAUGUCAAUCGAUGAAGUGGCAAUGGGAUUUAUUAGGGUCGCGAAUGAAACCAUGUGCCGACCGAUUCGUGCGUUGACUCAAGCAAAAGGUUAUGACACUUCUCGUCAUGUCCUGGCAUGUUUCGGUGGUGCCGGAGGACAACAUGCCUGUGCAAUCGCUCGAUCGUUGGGUAUAAGUACGGUUUUUGUUCAUAAGUAUGCCGGUAUUUUGUCAGCUUAUGGGAUGGCAUUGGCAGAUGUUGUUGAAGAGGCACAAGAACCAAGCGCUAAAACUUACAAUCACGAAAACUUCGCUCGUUUGGACGAUCGGUUAGAUGCGAUGGAAGCCAAAGUCAAAAGUAGACUUCGCGCACAAGGAUUUUUUGAUUCUCAAAUACAAACGGAACCAUUUCUUCACUUACGUUAUGAGGGCACUGACUGCGCUUUAAUGUGCACUCCUGCAAGUCAGGAUUCAAUGAGCGUCACUACUAGACACGGAAAUUUUCUCGCUACUUUUCUCGAAAGAUAUAAGACAGAAUUUGGUUUUACGAUACCAGACCGUAAGAUUUUAGUUGAUGAUGUGAGAGUUCGAGGAAUUGGAAAAUCUGAAAUUCCAGAGGAUCUUAUAUUGCCUCCUUCACAAGCUUCACCAAAAGCUGAAAAGACCACUAUGGUAUACUUCGAAGGUGGCUACCAGGAAACAGGCGUCUAUCAGUUAAAUUCGUUAUCUUCUGGAGAUAUUUUACAUGGUCCUGUCAUUAUUAUGGAUAGUUUAAGCACACUUUUAGUGGAGCCAGAUUGCAUUGCGGAAAUUACUAUCCGCGGUGAUGUAAAAAUAAUGAUUGGACAAGGUCGGCGAACAAAAGUCACCACUGAUCUUGAUAGUAUUCAGCUUAGUAUUUUUUCGCAUCGUUUUAUGAGCAUUGCUGAACAAAUGGGUCGAGUACUUCAAAGGACUUCAAUUUCUACUAAUAUUAAAGAGCGAUUGGACUUCUCAUGUGCGAUUUUUGGCCCUGAUGGUGGUCUUGUUUCAAACGCUCCUCAUAUCCCAGUGCAUCUGGGCGCCAUGCAAGAAACUGUACAAUAUCAGAUGAAAGCAUUUAAUGGCAAAUUUACGCCGGGAGAUGUCAUCCUGUCUAAUCAUCCAUUAGCAGGCGGUUCCCAUCUUCCAGAUUUAACAGUUAUCACGCCAGUAUUUUACAAAGAUGUGCCUACACCGGUAUUCUUUGUGGCCAGUAGAGGUCAUCAUGCUGAUAUUGGUGGUAUUACUCCGGGUUCUAUGCCACCACACUCAACGAGUUUGAGUCAGGAAGGCGCUGUCUUUAAAACUUUUCUGUUAGUACAUGAAGGAAUAUUUCAAGAAGAAGAACUCACAGAGACCUUAAUGGCACCGAGCAAAGUACCGGGAAGUUCGGGAACCAGAAAUCUCUCAAACAACAUUAGUGAUCUCAAAGCUCAGAUCGCAGCUAAUCAAAAAGGUUUUCAAUUAGUAAACGAGCUAAUUGAUACAUACAGUCUCGAAGUAGUGCAAGCGUAUAUGGAUUAUAUUCAAAGUAAUGCUGAAGUUGCCGUUCGAGAAAUGUUGAAGUCGAUAGGUACGAAAAUUAAAACGCGAAGAGGAAAAGAAAUCGAUAUCAAUGCCGUUGAUUACCUUGAUAACGGUAGUCCCAUCAAGUUACAUGUGGAUCUCGAUAUAAACAAAGGCGAAGCAAUUUUUGAUUUUAGUGGAACGGGUUGUGAAGUAUGGGGUAAUUGCAACGCACCACGUGCCAUAACGUUGUCUGCAGUAAUUUAUUGUUUAAGGUGUAUGGUUGGACGUGAUAUACCAUUAAAUCAGGGUUGUUUGAAGCCUGUGAAAAUAAUUAUCCCUAAAGGAUCGUUACUCGAUCCUUCUGAGGAUGCAGCGGUGGUAGGCGGCAAUGUCUUGACAUCUCAACGUAUUGUUGACGUAAUCUUGGCAGCUUUCGAAAUUUGCGCAGCCUCGCAGGGUUGUAUGAACAAUGUAACCCUUGGUACUGAGAAGUGGGGUUAUUACGAGACAGUUGCUGGUGGAAGUGGAGCAGGACCGAUAUGGCAUGGCAGAAGCGCUGUUCACACGCAUAUGACUAACACAAGAAUAACAGAUCCAGAAAUACUCGAGCUUCGCUACCCAAUUAUACUUAACCGCUUCUCCAUUCGAUGCGGAAGUGGAGGUAAUGGAGCGUAUAUCGGUGGCGAUGGUGCUAUACGUGAAAUGAUAUUUAGAGCUCCGAUGACCUUAUCUGUAUUAACUGAACGGAGAGUGUAUCAUCCACCUGGAUUUAAUGAUGGUGAAACUGGAGCAUGUGGCUUAAAUAUUUUGGUACGGACUGAUGGCAGACACAUCAAUUUAGGUCCGAAAGCUGCUGUUCCAGUUUAUGAGGGGGAUAAGUUCAUUAUUGAAACUCCAGGUGGUGGUGGUUAUGGUUCCGUUUACAAAGACAAGCAAGCUGAAAGAUCUUCGGUCUAUUCGAAGACUUACGAUUCACAAUAUUUAUCAACAAGAUCUACAUCAGAAUACCAAGAUACAAAAUCUAAUAAAAGUUUGCAUAAUUUUGCAGAACGCGGAAGUGUUUUUGAGUAUCGUAUGGCCCAGGAAUCUGUUUAGUAAAACUCAUAAUUGCCAUAAACGCGAUGAGUUAUAUUGUAGUAUAGAAAAUAUAUGUAUGUAUCGCGUAAAAAACGAACGUGCAUAAGUUGCAAUAGUUGCACUCAUGUUACAAUAUAUUUUAAAAUAAAU